Molecule: messenger RNA, 2371 nt
Organism: Hyla sarda
Lineage: Eukaryota; Metazoa; Chordata; Amphibia; Anura; Hylidae
Gene: PLEKHA8
Product: pleckstrin homology domain containing A8
Exons: 14
Coding region: 148-1800 (550 amino acids)
Biological process (GO): intermembrane lipid transfer; ceramide transport
Cellular component (GO): membrane; cytosol; cytoplasm
Molecular function (GO): ceramide 1-phosphate transfer activity; ceramide 1-phosphate binding
Source: RefSeq, a predicted model, not a curated record
GCCAUCUGUGUGCUGUGUGCGCCGUAACUGCCGCCGCUUGUUGCUAUUCACAACGGAAAUGCGCUGCUGGCUGAGCCGCCUGUCACUGUCUGCCCUAGGAGCAGCGCUGGGCCGGUGCUAAGUACUGCUGGGGAGCUGGCGCGUGAGAUGCCAGAGUCCUGCCUAUGUGAAUCAGACAGUGUGUCCCCCAGCAACAUGGAAGGGAUCCUGUACAAGUGGACGAAUUAUCUUACCGGGUGGCAGCCAAGAUGGUUUCUUCUUUGUGGAGGAGUUCUUUCUUAUUAUGACUCGAGGGAAGAUGCAUGGAAGGGCUGUAAGGGAAGCAUCCAGAUGGCGGUUUGUGAAAUUCAAGUACAUGCCACCGACAACACCAGGAUGGAUCUAGCAAUUCCAGGGGAGCAGUACUUCUAUCUGAAAGCCAGGACGGCAGCAGAGCGACAACAGUGGCUUGUUGCAUUGGGCUCUGCAAAAGCCUGCAUAACAGACAUCAGGACAAAGAAAGAGAAAGAGUUUAGUGACAGCACGGAAACGCUUAAAACAAAGAUGUCUGAAUUAAGGCUGUAUUGUGAUAUAUUGGUCCAGCAAGUAAAUAAGACCAAAGACACAACUAUUAUAGGUGCAUCUGAUUCUCAGGAGGAACUUGAUAUGGGAGCCCUUCUGAAGUCGACAUGUAAUACCUUCCUGCAAACCCUGGAAGAGUGCAUGCAGAUUGCAAACAACACCUUCACGUCUCGCCUCAUGUAUGCUACACCCCCAGGAUCCCCUCAUCUCUCCGCCCUAUUCCCUAACAAGGUUCGUCGUUCUACCUUGUCCAGUCAGAUUUCAGCACAAAGGAAAAUGGAGCUGAAUAAUAACCUUGAAAACGGCUCUUUUAAAGUGGAGACCAAUCAUUGCGACCAUUCCCCGAUUGAAAAUAUUCGUGUCCUUGGCAUGGAAAUUUCUGAGACUGUCCCUGUGUCUUCCAAGAAAAAUGAAAAUUCUAACGAUUUAGGAGAAGCUGAAGGUGAUCUACACUCAAUUCCACCAGCUACAGAGAAUCAGGCUGACUGUGAUCUACAAGACAAAGUAAAUGACACUCUGACACAUACAGUGACUGGCACUUUGCAUCAAGAUGAAGGAGGAGGGAAUGUGGAUGAAGGAUCGGGCAGUAGUAAAGAUUUGCCCGAAACAUUUUUCAGCAUGAUGACUCACAGGUUCAGUGAUCUUGUAUAUGAAGAUGAAGAUGGUAUACCCACAGAAUAUUUCCUGGACUCCUGCUAUGCUAUAGUCCCAGUUUUGGACAAGCUUGGGCCAACUGUGUUUGCACCUGUGAAAAUGGAUUUUGUUGGCAACAUAAAGAAAAUAAAUCAGAAAUUCAUAACCAAUAAGGAAGAAUUGACAACCCUUCAGAAGAUCGUUCUCCAUGAAGUAAACAAUAACCUGUCACAAGUUCGUAAUUCUGCAACUGAGGCCCUUCUGUGGCUGAAAAGAGGUUUGAAGUUUCUGUUUCAAUUUCUGACUGAAGUGAGAGGUGGUGAAAAGAACGUUCAGACAGCAUUAAGUAAUGCAUAUGGAAAAACAUUACGCCAGUAUCAUGGCUGGGUGGUUAGAGGUGUAUUUGCACUGGCCUUGAGGGCAGCCCCAACAUAUGAGGGAUUUGUGGCUGCACUGUCUGUUAAAGAAGGAGAAGAGAAAGAUGAAGCCUUCCCUGACGCUAUGAUGAGGGAUCUGAACAUUUACCUGCCAGCUAUGGAGAAGCAACUAAAUAUUUUGGACACUUUGUAUGAGGAGCAUGGUCUAGAAUCGGAUGAAGUUGUAUGACCAGUCACAUUGUAGUACAGUUCAGGGAUUUGACCCAAAGCACUAAAUGGGAGGUGAAUGGACUGUAUUUUGGGCACAUUAUAUCUGUGGGGAUAGAUGUGGCCUCCAGCGUUCACUCUUCUGUAAUUCACAAUCAAGUUUUGUAUCUCCGAAUCCUGAACACAACCACAGUGACCAUUGGGCUCCUGGAUCUGUUCAUUGUAAUCUUGAAAAGUUUUUAUUUAUAGAUUUACCUAUAACUGACGGGACACGGCUUUUAUAAUGACAUUUUAAGUACAUAGAAAUGCUUGUGUAUUAGGUCACAGAUUGACUUGAUCCUUUGGGAACAGGGUGCAAAUUGCAGCCCAUCUGAAGAGACGACUCCCAUGAUCCUCUGCCACCUGCAAGUUUUACUUUAGCUUGCCUACCUCUGCUGGAAACUUGUGUCAUGGGAUAGGACUCCUAUGUUCUUCUAUGUAAUCACAAUUCUCAGGACGCUUUGUCUCCAGCUUUUAUGGCUAUGGCGUGGGGCUAUAGUUCUUUGCUUUAUGAAGUGUAUUUCAUAAAUUGUAAAAAUACAAUUUUAAAUUGC